UAAACAAGAUAAAAAUCCGUGCAAUGAGACAUUCAGAAAUGGAAGCUGUCGUGUUGCGGAGUUACGGUGGUACAUCGGGAAGCGGCUGGCACGCGUGUGUUGGAUUUCUCCCCUCGUCAGAUUCUCCAAGAAGCACACCCACCUCAUUAUCUAAAUCAUAGAGGUGAUUGGAAGAUUAUGGGGCCCACUAGAGGUGCAGUAAUUGGAAGUGGAAAGAAAACGAAAGAGACGGUGUAUGGUUGUGUGGAAGGUGUUUGAGAGGAUGAUUGAGGAAAAUAAGAGAGUAUGCUGGAGGGGUUGGCGAAGAAAAAGAUGGAAUCUGCGAUGAAGUUGAAAGAAAAUCAUGAGUUCAUCCAACCACUUCAACCAGGGCAGCAGAUUUUUAGCAAGUAAGCCAAGGAAUGAGGUUGAUGCUAAAGAAGAAAUCUUCAGAAUUGAAGGAAACACAACAUUUGCGACAAACUAUGGACGUUGGUUGGAAAAACACAAUAAACUUAUUUGUGAGAUACGGAGUGCUUUAAAUGAUGAAGUUGUUGAUGACAAACUAGUGUUUCUUAUAGAUAUUUCAUUGAAGCACUAUUUGGAAUUCUCAGAAAUGAAAACAAGUGAUGUCAGCAAUGUUGCUUGGUGCACAGCAGCUGACCAAAGUCUGUGGUGGAUUGGAGGAUUUCGCCCUUCUAAACUGCUCCAGGUUAUUGUGCCUCAACUUCAACAUUCGUGUUCUCAGCAGCAACUUUCUGAUAUUUGCAAUCUUGUACAAUCAUGUGAACAAGUAGAAUAUGCUCUUGCACGAGGCAUGGAGAAACUUCACCAAAUCCUUCAUAAUGCAACAACAGAAGGUGAGAGAGGAUUAAAACUGACGUCUGCCCCACAACAAAUGAGAUUUCUAAAGCAGGCGAAUGAUGUUCGACAGGAAUUUUUGCAUCGACUAUGUGGUCUGCUCACAAAUAGUCAGUAUGCAGAAUUCUUACUUUGUUUGGGGGAAUGCCUCUAUAAUCCUUCCAGCUCACUUUGAACACUCCAUCAAAUAUGAAAGUGGAAACGUUUAUUCUUAAGUUUAUUACAAAUUAUAAAUAAAUAUUUUUGGGUAUAUUUUAUUUGCAGAAAAGUUUCAUUUUCUUAUUUACAAAGUUCUUAUUCUCAUAUUUUAGAUCUUAGUAGUUCAUUAGUUUAACUUAUAAUCCACUAAUCUAGUACAUUGAUGCAAUUUUUAAAACAUAAUAAUGACCAUAGUUCCAACU
Messenger RNA from Vigna radiata var. radiata (mung bean), 1241 nucleotides. RefSeq names its product transcription factor TGA4. Gene Ontology annotation, biological process: DNA-templated transcription. The coding region runs from base 344 to 1015 and encodes 223 amino acids. The transcript is spliced from 5 exons. NCBI's taxonomy places the organism in Eukaryota, Viridiplantae, Streptophyta, Magnoliopsida, Fabales, Fabaceae. Gene Ontology annotation, molecular function: sequence-specific DNA binding. The record is from RefSeq and is a predicted model, not a curated record.